This is a messenger RNA of Spirodela intermedia, 1601 nucleotides long. The record is from the annotation of a GenBank genome assembly. Lineage: Eukaryota; Viridiplantae; Streptophyta; Magnoliopsida; Alismatales; Araceae.
AUGAUUUCAAGCUCGUUUACAAUGGCUUCGGGCAUGGCGGGGGCUUUAAAGCCUGGCGCUUACAGGCCUUCAGCUGGUAACCCUCAACUUGCUCGGGUUUCUCCUCUGUCUGGUGGGUUGGGGUUGCCGAUUAUUCGGAGCUUCGGUGGAGCUUCUCUAGAAAGGCGAGCAUCGUCUCCAGGAGGUGCACAUUUUCUUACCCUUCACCAAUACCCAGUUAUUUUUCUCCAUUUUUUUUCAUCUCGUGCCUUCAAUUUUCUUCUGUCUUCCAAUAAUCACCAAAUAUGAAAAUUUCAGGCAAGACAAGUAAUUUCUUCCAGUCUUUUGCAUGGGUGUGCUCUAAUAAUUCCUAGUUUUCAGUUCAUGUCAGCAAUUUAGCCUCACUUCACCAUCCUAAAGAUGAUAGGAUAUGAAUCACUAGUUUUGGAUUUUUCAGACUAAUGGCUGCUAGAUCACAGAAGUAGCUGGGACUUUGGCAGACUAUCUAGAGUCUUGCUGAUGGAGGAGGGCAGUGAUUUUCAAGAUUUUUCUUGGAAUGAUUCAGUGGAGUUUUUGUGUUAAUUUCUCUCUUGGUACAAUUGGGGCAAAAAUGGUCAUCUUCCAUCUGUCUCCCACUAGAAUGCUUCAUCUGAUCAAGAAGCUUGGUGAGGAUCACCCGUGGGAUCCCCAUACCACAUGAACAGACAGCUCCACUGAAUCAUUCGUCUGCCAAGUUUGUAGCUUUUUUUUGAUGUGAUAAAAAUCGUUCGUUUUGAUGUGCCGGGCGGGCCACUGAAUCAUUCGGACAUGAUAAAAAUGUCCGGGAUAUUAUCGGUUGUUCUUGGAAUGAUGAUGAUGAUGAAACGUGACAUUUUGAUAUGCCCAUUGGGUUUCUUUGGAGAAUUUGAUGUGCCCAUCGUCAGUCAAAAUGAUCAGAUAAUUUUCCAACAUGGUUCUUUGGAAUGGCAGGAAGGACUGGAGGAUUGGAUCUUCACCUCUCAGCCGCAUCUGCCUCCCUGCUGUGCGGAGACUACGGCAGCCUAAGAUCGAUGAUACCGUCGGCGCCGCCCAGAGCAGGAGAUAGGAGCCGGGGGGGCCCGCGGGCUUCCAAGGACGUCCCCUACAGCUUCCGGUUCCCCCCGAUGACCAAGAAGCCCAAGUGGUGGUGGAGGACGCUGGCCUGCAUCCCCUACCUGAUGCCGCUUCACGAGACAUGGAUGUACGCAGAGACAGCCUACCACCUCCACCCCUUCCUGGAGGACCUUGAGUUCCUCACAUACCCAUUCCUGGGUUUCAUCGGGCGGCUACCGAGCUGGUUUCUGAUGGCGUACUUCUUCGCGGCUUACCUCGGGGUGGUGAGGAAGAAGAUGUGGCCGCACUUCUUCAGGUUCCACGUGGUGAUGGGGAUGCUGCUAGAGAUCGCGCUGCAGGUGAUCGGGACAAUCAGCCGGUGGAUGCCGCUGGCCGUCUACUGGGGGAAGUUCGGCAUGCACUUCUGGACUGCCGUUGCCUUCGCCUACCUCUUCACUGUGCUCGAGUGCAUGCGCUGCGCGCUCGCCGGCAUGUACGCCGACAUCCCCUUUGUGUGUGAUGCCGCCUAUAUCCAGAUUCCCUACGACUAA